AUGGGAAUUCAGAGAACAGAGCUUAGGAUAGGAGUUGAGCCUUUUGACGGUAUAACUCCCAACUCAUCAACCAUGCCUCUCAUCCAGAUCGAGCUUCGCGUCACAUUUGGCAUGCCUGACAACUUCCGUACAGAAAAGCUGACAUUCGAUGUCUCGGACUUUGAGACGGCGUACAAUGUGAUCCUAGGUUGCCCAAUUCUGGGCAAGUUCAUGGUAGUGGUUCACUAUGCCUACCAAGCACUCAAGAUCACGGGACCCAAUGGGACCAUUAUAGUUAAAGGAGAUCAGCGUGCAGCGGUCAAAUGCGACAAGCAAAGCCUGGAUAUGGUCGAACACUUCAGUUGA
This is a messenger RNA of Phragmites australis (common reed), 345 nucleotides long. RefSeq lists its product as uncharacterized. Lineage: Eukaryota; Viridiplantae; Streptophyta; Magnoliopsida; Poales; Poaceae. The record is from RefSeq and is a predicted model, not a curated record. The transcript has a single exon. The coding region runs from base 1 to 345 and encodes 114 amino acids.